AUGAGAUUAUUUCUCGCGGUGUUGUUCUUGGUUUUUCUUCAACUGGUUUAUAGUUUGACACCACAACAACAAGCUGCUCGUGAUUUUGUAAUAUCAUUGUACAAACACUACAGUUUUCGAGACUCUGAUAUUAUUCAUCCAGAUUUUCAAAUUGUCAAAAAUAACGUUGUAACACAAACUUACGGUGAGCACGUAACAGUCAUCAUGCGAUGAUUCAGUCUUAUUAAUUUACAAAAAAUCCCGAUAUUUUUUUUAUUAAUUUCACGUUUUAGUCUUUUAGUCCGUUUCUCGCAUUUUCAGAAUAAUUCUAUUGAUAAAAUUCACUAAUCGUUUUAUAGAGCAAGCCGUAAAAAUAAUAGAAAAUAGAACUGACGAUGAAACGAAGAAAAUGACUGAUUUAUUCAAACAGCAUCUCGCUUAUUCAAAUGCAGAAUGGGAACAAGCACUCAACCAGUACAAUAUUAUAAAAUUCAACGAUGACGGACUUGAAAUUAAACAUUACAAAAACAACAAACUUGAUUUUGUAUUCUUUUUGAAAAAAGAUUCAAACAUCGAAGGAGGGUAUAAAUUUUUACGUUUGGAUGAAUACUGA
Molecule: messenger RNA, 592 nt
Organism: Caenorhabditis angaria
Lineage: Eukaryota; Metazoa; Nematoda; Chromadorea; Rhabditida; Rhabditidae
Source: the annotation of a GenBank genome assembly